This is a messenger RNA of Penaeus vannamei (Pacific white shrimp), 2114 nucleotides long. The record is from RefSeq and is a predicted model, not a curated record. Lineage: Eukaryota; Metazoa; Arthropoda; Malacostraca; Decapoda; Penaeidae.
UGGACGCUCCCCUCUCUGUUGCAGGCGGUGGCGCCAGUCGUGUGUCCCGUCUGUGGCAAGAGCGUGAGUGGCAUUAAUGGCAAGCAAAAACUCAGGUACCAUAUGCUGACCCACACUGGUGAGAGACUUUUCCAAUGUCCACACUGCCCUCACCGUGCUAGCCUCAAGUUCAACCUCAAUCGCCACAUUCGAACGGUGCACAGAGACUUGCAGAGUUCUCAGGCGAUGCAGCUGGAGAACUGGAAUGCAAGGAAUAUCCAGACGUCCAAUACAGAGACUUGGAAUCAUUGAUUAUUUAAAACACAAGUGUCAGUUCUCAUAGCAGAAUAACUGGAGUAAAAGAGAGAAGGCCACAUUAUAUGUCUCGAGUUAAAACCCAAAUGUCGCGCACCAACAGCCAUGCAUGAGCAAGAUGUGAAGAUGUAAAUUGGCCUGAACCUUUUCUGACUGAGUAGUGUGGUGAGAUGGGGAUAAUAAUAUUUUUCUCCCAUUUUCUUUUGACUCAGUCUGAUAAGCAGAUGGGUUCCAUCCUUUGCAGACCUUAGUGGUAGAGGGCUUCAGAUGGUGUCAUUCUUUACAGGGCGGGGGUCGCAGCGGGAAGCUUGGUGGGGGUGAGGCCGAGGCGCUGGCCUGCUCUGUGUGUGGCAAGCUCAUCACAGGUCGCAACCGUCGACAGCGUCUCCAGUACCACCUGUCGACUCAUUCAGGAGAGCGCCCCCACCACUGCCCUUUCUGCCCCUACCGUGCACAUCACAAGUUUACUUUGGAUCGGCAUGUUCGCACAGUCCAUAGAGAUCACUUCGUCCUUAGAGAUGCCCCUCCCACACAUGGUGUAGCACAGACGCUGCCAUCCUCCACCGUUUCUGAGGGAGCCCCUCCUUCCAUGGGCCCCUCCAUCACUAUGUCUGGGUUGGCCCGGCUGAUGGAGGACACCCAAGGGGUUGCAGAUCACACUUGAUAAAAGAUUUAUGAGUGGCCAUUAGUGUUUGGUAGUUCUCUGGGGAUUGUGGCAAGUGUUCCUGUAAAUAAUAGUAAUAAAAAAAAAAAAAAGGAUAAAAAAAAGACCUUUGAGAUUCUUUGUGGAAGUGCACGUGUUACUCACAUCUUUUGUGUUAGAGCGCUGUGUGGACAUGCUGGAAUGGCUAGUGUCUCCGUUCCAGGGAUCGUUGGCAGCGAUGGGUGUGACCUCUGAAGAGCGACUCCUGGUGUGUGAGGUGUGUGGGAAGGAGUUCAGGGGCAGAAACCUGCGUCAGCGGCGCGAGAGCCACCUCCUUACGCACACUGGCCAGCGACCCCAUGUCUGCCCACACUGCCCACAUCGCACUGCCCUCAGGUCCAAUCUCAUCAAGCACAUCAGAGCCAUACAUCGAGUCCCACCACCUCACACAACUACACAAUAGGUGUCAUGGCAGAGCUGGCUGUACCAUAGUUGAAGUAAUUGAUAUUUGCUGUAAUCUCCAGACCAUGACAAAGUUAGAUCAUUAAAUAAGUAUUAAAGGAAUUGAAUUGCUGUAAUGAAAUUUUCAUUUGUCUUUCACUGUUUGGAGCCUAUUGAUUCACCAAGCAUUUCCUCCACCCUCUCUCCCACUCUAACCUACUCCCCCACUUCCUUUCUCCCCCACUCCCCCUUCUCCCCCUAAUCAUCACCCUUGAUUAAGAUUCUCUAUCAGUGCUUUCCUCUGUUGUUAUAACUUACCAUGAACACUUGGAAUGUUAUAGCCUACUAGAAGAAACAACACUAAAGAUUUAUUCAGACUGGGAGUUUCACAAUGAAGUUUCUUUUACUAGAUCAAAGUCUAACAGUCUAUGAAUUUAUGUGUUUUUGGUUUUCAAUAUAUUUUCUUUUUUAUAUAGAGUUGUUAUGAGUUUCUCAUGAACUAUCAGAAGAAUGUUUUUUAUUUGUUAAGAAGUGCAUCAUUGGUAACUGAAGUAAAGAAAAUAUUUAUAUAAAUAUAUAUAUACACAGAAAGCAUAGCUUCAUGUCUCUUAUUGGUAGGUACAUCUAAUACGAGGAAAUUUGUUUGCUAGUAUUCUGUGAAUGAGUAUGUCUUGCUUGUUAAGAACACACAAUGUAACUUAUUGCAUGCUGAGCGGAUUUAGGGAAUAUGCUGCUG